AGCUAUAUGAAUCCAUCAAGGCAAGAUAUCCAUAUUGCUGGAAGCACAUCUUGCUUUCCACACCUGGUUCCCCAGCCUCUGCACUGCCUCCCUCCGGCUGAGCCUCACAGAACUGACCCGCGUCUCCAUGGCGACGCGUCACAAAGCAUCCAAGCGCCUGCAGCAAGGGAUCCAGCUAGAACGAGGGCCCUGACGACUCCCUGUUGAGGCAGGAAUGGCGGCCCUGACGAGUGCCUGUUGAGACAGGAAUGGCACAGCCUGGGCCGGAGGCCCCCUCCCCCUCCCAAUGUGGCCGCAAGAUUCGGCCUGCAGGUAAUACCCACUGGGACUCCUAUGCUACCACGAUGAAGACUGCAUUCACGCCUAAGACAGGAACAAAACCUGCUUUAAUUCGUCAUAAAAGCAUCCGAAGAUUAGGAUAUACAUAUUCACUUAAUGAUUCUCUUCACAAUCGGACACAAUACAAUGAUGAGUACAUUUGGAAGUUACAUUCUAAAGAAGAUUUUAUCAAAUCUAGGACUCCAAGAGAGAUUGGGAGUCACAAUUCUCACUCCAGUCAAGACUUCUUUCACUGGACACUACCUCCAGUUCACCCAACAUCAGUGAAGAGGCACUUCCCUUGGAAAAUCGCUGCUUCGAUGGACAAGGUCAGGAAGGCUGUAUCUAAUCAGUUUAUUUCCCAUACUAGGAGAGACUUUGUGGACAGAGCCGAAGCUCAGAAAAUUAAGCAAAGUUCUCAGAUGUUUCUGGAACGGAAAAAGUUACUUUCCCACCCCACAGACACUGAAUUUCGAUGCAAUUACCAAGUUCCAGCUAAAAUUCCUGAGUGUCAGGAUUUUAGUUUCAAAUAUGGAUGCUACUCACGCCCACCAAUCGCUUCUCAGGGCUUAGUCCCUUCUAUACUCUGCAGCCACAUGAAGAAUCAGGACCGCACAAAGAAGCAGACCACGUAUCAGAGUGACUACGGGAAAGCCGACCUGGAUUUCUUAAUGCUCUUGAACUCAUUUACUCCCUCUCAAGUAACCGAGUACCUGCAAAGUGUUUCCUCCAAAGGUAAGAUGAGCAGCCAUGAUCAGAAGAGCUUCUUCUGA
Myotis davidii is the source of this 1091-nucleotide messenger RNA. RefSeq names its product testis expressed 26 (gene TEX26). Lineage: Eukaryota; Metazoa; Chordata; Mammalia; Chiroptera; Vespertilionidae. The coding region runs from base 249 to 1091 and encodes 280 amino acids. The transcript is spliced from 8 exons. Gene Ontology annotation, cellular component: cytoplasm. The record is from RefSeq and is a predicted model, not a curated record.